Trachymyrmex cornetzi is the source of this 1003-nucleotide messenger RNA. RefSeq lists its product as uncharacterized. Bases 25 to 759 code for a protein of 244 amino acids. The transcript is spliced from 5 exons. NCBI's taxonomy places the organism in Eukaryota, Metazoa, Arthropoda, Insecta, Hymenoptera, Formicidae. The record is from RefSeq and is a predicted model, not a curated record.
AAAGCAUACGGAGCAGCCGAAAACAUGGAUUCUAACGAAAUGAAAAAAACUAUUUUUCUUAAAAAUGUAGAAAGCGAUGAAAUUUACACUAUUUUAUUGACUGAAGAAGAAGCAAAAUGUUUAGGAGCAGGUAAUAGCAUAAAUGCCAUAAGAGAGAGUGAAAUAAGUCAUGCAGAGUCUUUACAUAGUGACAAUGUUGGAGUUUUUAAAUGGCCUCAUGAAGCGAUUCUUUUAUUGAUCGAAGAAUAUACUUUGCGACAAAAAGAUUUUAUCACUGGAAACAUAUCACACAAGAAGAUAUGGUCAUUAAUCGCAGAUAAAUUAAAAAAACAUGGAUAUAACGUAACUGGACUGCAAUGUUUGUCCAAGUUUACUGGUUUGAAACGAACUUAUAAUGGUAUUAAAGAAAGCAACAGAAAACCUAGAUCUGUAAUAUGGCCAUAUUUUUCUAAUAUGGAUGAAUUACUUCAUUCAAAAUCAUGUACAACACCACUAAUAACAGUAUCAUCAACUGAAAGAAAACGUAAGGCACGUUCUGAAUGCAGUACAUCUAGUCUAGGUACUUGUUUCGAAGACAAAAGGCUGGUUUAUAAAAAAUCUCGGCAAAUGUCUACUAUAGAAGAAUAUAUGGAAGAUCUUCGAAAUGGACGAAAAAUUUCGGAAGAAGCUAUUGAGAGGCGUCAUAAAGAAAAUAUAGAAUUACAUUAUCAAUUACUUAAUUCAUUUGAGAAAAUGUUAAAUAUUUUAGAAAAAAAAUAAUAGUAAAAAAAACAGACGAUCGCCCGCUCCAUUCGUCGUGCACAUUUUCGCGUCCUUCAUUGAAAAAUCGUAUACCCAUCUUUAUACCAUUGACUGCGUUUGCAGAGAAAACUAAUCAGUGUGAGCGCUCAAUGAUUCUUCAAUAUGAUUGAUUCUAUUGGUCCUACAUUUAGAUCUAUUGAAGAUCUAAAGAUAAGAACCAAUGAUAUUAAAGAGUCACUGUGUAUUAUGUUUCCCCUAAAUA